Molecule: messenger RNA, 1183 nt
Organism: Bursaphelenchus okinawaensis
Lineage: Eukaryota; Metazoa; Nematoda; Chromadorea; Rhabditida; Aphelenchoididae
Source: the annotation of a GenBank genome assembly
AUGAAUUUGACUUCGAUUUCAGGUCAAAGUUUUAUUGCUGGUAAGUCUAAAGUAAUGUAAUGUGAUUUGUAUUGUUAUAGGUUUUCUAACGUUUUUUAAUAGCAAGAACUUUCUUUACAAAACAAAAAGUAGCAAGAACUUUCUUUACAAAACAAAAGAUAGCAAGAACUUUCUUUACAAAACAAAAAGUAGCAAGAACUUUCUUUACAAAACAAAAGAUAGCAAGAACUUUCUUUACAAAACAAGAAAUCGCAAAAACUUUCUUUGCAAAACAAAAAGUAGCAAGAACUUUCUUUACAAAACAAAAAAUAGCAAGAACUUUCUUUACAGGACAAAAAAUGACAAGAACUUUCUUUACAAAACAAAAAAUGGAAAAAACUUUUUUUACAAAGCAAAGAGUGACAAGAACUUUCUUUACAGCCUAAGCCAUGUCAAAAUUUGUUUAAAAAUGUGAUUUCAGGUGUACUGCUGGUCCUACUAACAGUUCUACCAUAUAUUCCAAGCGCUCCAGCUGAUCCUAUAGCCGAGCUUCUUCAUAGUCUCAAUUCUUCCUUAAAUGGUAACUUUAUCGUAUGAUGUUGAUAACCAAACUACAGCUUUUGUUUUUACUACGAUUGAUCGAACGUUAUUUCAGAUGGCCAACAUGAUCAACGUGAAAUUGUUGACACAACACUGUCGAUUGAGGAAAAAGAGGCUUUAGAGAUAGAUAGGAAAAAUGCUGUUUUUUGUAAGUUAAUAUAAUGAAGAGGUAAUGACAUAUGUUAGUGUUUUACAGUAGUGUAAGGUGAGUUUAAGGCAAGGGAUUAGGAAGGUGCGUAGGGCGAUGAAAUGGUACGAUAGAGGUAUGACAUAUUAACAGUGAGAGUAUGGUAGGGUAGGGUAGGGUAGGGUAGGGUAGGGUAGGGUAGGGUAGGGUAGGGUACGGUACGGUAGUCUACGGUAGUGUACGGUAGUGUAGGGUAGGGUAGUCUACGGUAGUGUAGGGUAGGGUAGGGUAGGGUAGGGUAGGGAGGGUAGGGUAGGGUAGGAUAGGGUAGGGUAGGGUAGGGUAGGGUAGGGUAGGGUAGGGUAGGGUAGGGUAGUGUAUAAUAAAAUUUUAAAUUUUUUAGUUUCGUGGCUUAUGUUUAUUAUCGUAGUAAUUGGCACCUGUCUACAGCCAGCAUUAUGUUCCUUUGGCAUUUAA